Molecule: messenger RNA, 11734 nt
Organism: Fundulus heteroclitus (mummichog)
Lineage: Eukaryota; Metazoa; Chordata; Actinopteri; Cyprinodontiformes; Fundulidae
Product: protocadherin-16
Exons: 21
Coding region: 412-10254 (3280 amino acids)
Biological process (GO): homophilic cell-cell adhesion
Cellular component (GO): plasma membrane; cell-cell junction
Molecular function (GO): calcium ion binding
Source: RefSeq, a predicted model, not a curated record
CCCCCACAUCGUUUGCUCUCAGUUCAGCGCGCAGCAGCCCCGGCAGUGUGUCUGCAACCCCACAGACCUCCAGUCACGCCGGCAGAGGCUGCCGCAGAGCCGAGAACGCCCCCCACACCCCCCUCCCUCCCAUGCGUGAGGAAAGUUUCGCUGCAAGUUUUGCAUGUUCACUUUUGGCUUUUCUCGUGAAGAAAUCCGACAGAGUUUGAUCGAGAUCUUUGUGCUGCGCCCCGGAGACGAUCUGAUUUAGAAGAAGGCAACCCGGUUUUUAUUUUCUCUCUCCCCCUGAGAUGGAUGUAACUUUCAUUUUCUGCUUCACAACGGGGAACUUAUAAGAGCGUGGACGUAUUGUAGUUCUGCAUGAACAUCACCAGAGGGGAACAGAUAAAUGCUUAAAUCGAAGAAGCAAGGAUGAAGACAGCUGCCAAGGGUUUUGGAAAGUCUAGAAUGGAUCCUUUGCGCUCCGAGGGUUGGUUUGGCGCAAGGAUAGUGCUAACGGUAUAUGUGGCCUUGGAGCUUUUAACACUCCAUUCAUCUUUUGUCCUUGGGACCCUUGAGCUACAGCUAGAUGAGGAACAACCAGCUGGCACAGUUGUUGGUGACAUCAGUGCGGGACUUCCUCCGGGUAUUGCAGCAUCCUUGUAUUUCAUCUCUGACCACGAGGGCACAGGAGUGAGCACGGAUUUGGACAUAGAUGAAAGCACGGGCAUAAUCAAAACCGCCAAAGUUCUGGACAGAGAGCUGAGAGACAGAUACAGCUUCAUCGCAGUCACCAUGACAGGCGUGACCAUAGAAGUGACUAUCAAGGUGAAUGAUAUAAAUGACCAUGCUCCAAAGUUUCCCCGAAACAGAGUGACAUUUAAAAUUCCCGAGCAGACCGCUAUUGGCACAAGAUUCCCUCUUGAACCAGCUGUGGACAGUGAUAAGGGGCAGUUCACAACACAGGGCUAUCUUAUCAAGGAUGGAAAUGUUGGCCAGACAUUCACCUUGGAGACAAGGAGGGGAAGCAGUGAGGUUCUCUUUCUGGACCUGGUCGUCAACGGACUUCUGGACAGAGAGAAAAGAUCCACCUACACGCUAUCUUUGGAGGCCUUUGAUGGGGGUUCACCCAAGCGAACUGAUCAGUUGACCCUAGACAUUAUCGUACAAGAUAUAAACGACAACGCUCCUGUUUUCAACCAGAGCCGCUAUCAUGCUAUCAUAUCUGAGAAUCUCCAACCAGGAAGCAACAUCCUGCAGGUGUUUGCGACAGACGCCGAUGAGGGAGAUAACGGGUUGGUGCUGUAUGAAAUCAACAGGAGGCAAAGUGACCCCGACCGAUACUUUGUCGUGGACACUCGCUCCGGCGUCAUCACUUUGAACAAGCCGCUGGACUUUGAGAUGAGGAGAGUCCAUGAGCUCGUCAUCCAGGCUCAAGACAACGCGACCCAUCCGGAAGUGACCAACGCCUUUGUAACCAUUCAUGUCAGAGACUACAACGACAACCAGCCCACCAUGACCAUAAUCUUCCUGAGCGAGGAUGGGUCUCCCAGAAUCUCAGAAGGUGCACAGCCUGGCCAGUAUGUAGCACGGAUCUCAGUCACCGACCCAGACUAUGGAGAAUACGCCAAUGUGAAUGUGUCAUUGGAGGGAGGAGAUGGAAAGUUUGGCCUAACGACGAAAGAUAGCAUCAUAUAUCUUGUGUGUGUGGACCAGAUUCUGGACCGAGAGGAGAGGGACACGUAUGAGCUGAGGGUGAUGGCGACAGACUCAGGCACACCUCCGCUCAGGGCCGAGUCCUCAUUUGUCAUCCAGGUGACUGACGUUAAUGACAACCCUCCUCUUUUUGAUCAACCGGUGUACAGACAAGUGAUCCCUGAAGUGGUCUUCCCAGGCAGCUUUGUGUUGCAGGUAACUGCAAGAGAUAAAGACCAGGGACCAAAUGGGGACAUUAACUAUAGCAUCCUGCAAGACCAAAGUGGCUACUACAGCUGGUUCAGUAUAGACUCUGUUACAGGCAUUAUCACCACUCUAUCGCAGCUGGAUUAUGAAAAGAACCCUAGUCCCAGUAUAACUGUAGUGGCCACAGAUGGGGGGAGACCUCCUCUUUCUUCCACAUCAGUGGUAAACAUCUUACUUCAGGAUUUAAAUGACAAUGAGCCUGUUUUUGAGAGGAACGUCUACAAUGUGUCCAUCAAGGAGAACACCGCUCCAGGGACCUGCAUUCUUCAGGUGACUGCGACGGAUGCGGACGGCGGCUCCUUUGGCUCGGUGUCCUACUCCCUCGGCUCUGGCAGCAACAGCGCUGUUCCCUCUCAGUUUACCAUUGGCAAGGAGACGGGCCAGAUCUGCACUAACGCCGCUCUAGACCGGGACCAAGGGCCGGACAGCUUCGACUUUACUGUAACAGCAGUAGACGGGGGGGGACUGAGUUCAGUAGCCUACGUGAAGGUGGACCUGGUUGACAUUAAUGACAACAGACCCGCUUUCUACCCAGUCAGUUAUGCUGUUAGUCUGAGCACGCAGAGUGCCCCUGGCACCUCUGUUGUCAGAGUGGUGGCGUAUGACCCGGACUCAGGCGAGAACGGCAAAAUUACAUACAAAACAGUGCCUGGAGGAGCUUCCCCGUAUUUUACUCUCAACAAAGACACAGGUGUUAUCGCCCUGUCUCGGUCAGUUUAUGGGAAAGCCAACUCUGUUAUCCCCCUGGUUAUCGCUGCUCAAGAUGGCGGUGGUCUCUUGGCCUUAGAGAAUGCAAGGGUCAACAUUAGCGUGGUGGCAGGACUGGUGGCGCCACCUGUAUUCGAACAGACCCAGUACCACUUUACUGUGUCAGAGGACGCCCUGCGUGGGACGGAGGUAGGCGUCGUCCAGGCCAGCAGUAAGACAGGCAAUUCCAGGGGCAUCACUUACACAAUAAGCUCUGGGGACCCAGCGGGCUACUUCACUGUGGAUUCGGACACUGGAGCCUUAAGGACCAGCCUGCCCCUGGAUCACGAAGCCCAGCCAGUUCUAGAUUUGGAAGUGCAGGCCCGGAGCGGCAACCCUCCUGCGUUUGGCCAGACCCGCGUACACGUCACCGUCGCAGACGUCAACGAUAACCCCCCCGUCUUUUUGCCCUCGUCCUCAGAGUCCCUUCUGCUGCCCGAAAACACAGAGAUGGGCACAGUGGUGUAUCGGAUCCAAGCAGAGGACAGGGACUCGGGACUCAACGGACAGCUCAGCUUCGAUCUUUCGUCCCCAAGUGGAACCCAGCGGAUUUUCAGCAUCGAGCGCAGCACCGGAGAGAUUCGAUUGGUCGGGAGGCUCUGCUUUGAGACCAACCCCCGUUAUGACCUCCUGGUGGUUGCCAAAGAUCGAGGCGUGCCCCCGCUCAGCGCCACCCUCAUGCUCGUGGUUCACGUGCAGGCGGAGAACGAGCAGGGUCCUGUGUUUGAUACCCUCACCUACCGGGUGGAACUGAAAGAGGGAAUGCCGAUAAACACUCGCUUCCUGCAAGUCAGGGCCAUGAGCAGGGAGAUCCCGGGCUCGGGUCAUCUGAGCCCGCUGAUGUAUCACCUUCGCCCCGAUGGAGAUGCCGCAGGAUUCGGCAUCGCUGCAGACAGCGGCUGGCUGUUUGUGAAGAGCUCCCUGGACAGGGAGCAGAAAGACAUGUAUCUCUUAACAGUGCUGGCCACCGUGACCCACGGAGGGUUGAAGAAGACGGGGAGCGCCACGGUGCGCAUAUCUGUGACGGAUGAGAAUGACAAUGCGCCGCGGCUCGCCCAGCAGAGAGUUUUCAUGGCUGUGAGAGAGAAUCUGCCCACGGGAACAGGUUUUGGUCACGUGUUGGCCACAGACAGGGACAGCGGCGCCAAUGGACGCCUCAGUUACCGCUUCCUUCAUGCCGACCGUCACUUCCAGAUAAACGCGCACACAGGUGAAAUCAGUACAAGAAUGACUCUUGACAGAGAGCAACAGUCGAGUUAUCAGCUGAUGGUGGUGGUACAAGACGGAGGGUCACCCUCGCGCUCUGCGACAGGCACCGUCUUCAUUACGAUACUCGACGACAACGACAACGACCCCGCUUUCAUCCACAGUCAGUCGGGCAAAAACAUCAUCAUACAGGUGAAAGAAGGUCAAGUUGCUGGUGCUCUGCUGGGAACGCUGCAAGCCAAAGACCCAGAUGAAGGAGAGAAUGGCACAAUAGUCUACUCCUUGUCAGGUCCAAGGGCUGAGCGUUUCUCUUUGAACGCAAUCACUGGCGAGCUGCACUCAUCAUCCCCUCUUAGCCACUCAGAACGGGCCGAAUACGCGCUGACAGCGACAGCCACUGACAGAGGACUACCCCCGCGCAGCGCCUCCUGCUCCCUCACAAUUCAGGUCAUCAGCAAAAACAGUGAAGCCGCUAAGACGAGUUCCCACUCCAUAUUAUUUAACUCUGUGGAGGAGGAGGCCAGUCCUGGCUCUAUCAUUGGCUCAGUUCACCUCCAUGACCACAGAACCACCGAAGAGGGCAAGGUGACCUACACGGUAAUCGGGGGGACAGAUCAGGAUGGGACUUUUGUUGUGGAUCGCCUAACUGGGGAUGUGUACCUGGCUCGUCCCCUGGACUACGAACGAGACACACGGUACAGCCUGAGAAUUGAAGUGGACGACUUCUCGCAGGUCCCUCCUAGAAGCACACUUGUCAACUUGGACAUUGACAUAGAAGACAGCAAUGACCAUUCCCCUGAGUUCGCCGAGGACCCCAUCACAAUCGUCAUCUCUGAGAACAUGGAGGCCGGCUCUUCUGUCUACACUUUCCAGGCUACAGAUAAGGACGGCAGUGGGCCUAACAGUGAACUGCUCUACUCCAUUAUUCACCAGUGGCCAAACACCCCUGGCCUUUUGAUGCUUGACCCUGUCACCGGGAUUCUCUCUUUGGGUCACAAGCUAGACCACGAGGUCACGUCCACGAUGAUGCUGGUCGUCAAGGCAACAGAUUCGGCCCUCAAUGCCAGCCAGAGACGCUGGGCUUCUGUCACGGCGAGGAUCUAUGUAACCGACGAGAAUGACAAUCCGCCGGUGUUCAUAUCGCCAACGGCCGUCAGCGUCAUGGAGGACCAGCCGGUGGGCUUUGUGGUGCUUUUUCUCAUGACCAGAGAUGACGAUCAAGGGGAGAACGGUAGAGUGACUUACAGAAUCCGUUCAGGCAACACCGGAGGGACAUUCAACCUGAACCCCAACACAGGCUCUCUGUCUAUUUUCAAACCUCUGGACCGUGAGGAGCAGGACAUCUUUAAUCUCACGGUGGUUGCCGAGGAUCAUGGGACACCUCAGCGGUCGGCUAGCCAGACGCUGCGUGUUCAAGUUAUUGAUGUUAACGACGAAGCGCCCUGGUUUGAGGAGAGCCAUUAUGAGGCACAAAUCUCUGAGAACAAACCUGCAGGAACAAGUGUGUUAACAGUGUCGGCCUCUGAUCUGGAUCAAGGAACCAAUGGGCUCGUGACUUAUGGUGUCUCACAGGGAAGUUUCACCAUCAACCCUUUCACAGGGGUCAUAACAACCACUAAGUCGUUGGAUAGGGAGCUUGAGGAUUACUAUUCUGUGACAGUUUAUGCUAAAGAUGGAGGCCUCCCACCCAACUACGCCAAAGCAACAGUGAAGAUCAAGGUCCUUGAUGUUAACGACAACGCCCCUGUUUUUGGACGUCUCUACUACAGCAUAGAGGUGCCUGAGAAUGUGGAGGCGUUGCCUCUCUUCACCAUUAAAGCCACCGAUCCAGAUGCAGGAGACAGUGGAGAGAUUAGCUACAGAAUAACAGCUGGGGACCCAUCUGGGAACUUCCACAUUGACAGGAAAUCAGGAGUGCUGUAUACUUCAAAGCCGCUGGAUCGGGAGAAGAGACCUGGGUAUACCUUAACAGUUGUGGCUCAGGACAAGGGCAGCCCCGCACUCAGCAGCAGCACCACUGUGGAAGUGACAGUGCUGGACAUCAAUGACCACAGGCCACAGUUUGAGAGCAGCAGCUAUACUGCUGACAUCUCAGAAGAUGUUCCCAUUGGUUCCCUGGUUCUGGAGGUCAAGGCCGUAGAUUUGGACGACGGACCCAACAGUCAGAUCUUCUACUUCCUGAGUCGUGGCUCUCAGAGCAUGUUCAUCAUAGACCAGAGCACGGGCCGCAUUAUCACAGCAGCACCCCUAGAUAGAGAGAAAACAGCCUCGUACACCUUUGUGGUGUGUGCCACUGACUCCUCCCCCGCCAAUCCCCUGAAUUCGACUGCUGAAGUCACCGUCUACAUCCAAGAUGUGAACGACAACGCUCCUUUUUUCAUCCAGGAUCCCCUUAUUCUCAACAUCUCUACCAGCAGUGUGUCUAGCCGGCGGAUCUUAGCCACGAUGAGAGCUGAGGACAAGGACUUUGGUGCAAAUGGAUCUGUUUUUUACCGUUUCGCCAGCCCUGUCAGGGGCUUUACCAUCAACUCACUGACUGGAGACAUCCAGGCCACAGAGAAACUUCAGACUCUCACACAAACCCAAAGGACUUUAAUUGUCCAGGCCAUGGACCAAGGAAACCCUGCUCAGUCGUCCCUGGGUGUCGUUAUUAUUUAUCUUAGGGAGCAAAACUACAGAGGGAUCCGCUUCUCCCGUACGGCUAGAGACGUCAGUCUGCCAGAAAACGCUGCACAAGGCACAGUAGUGACAAAGACUGAAGCUCAGUAUCCUGAUGGCUCUAAAACUGGGAUCAUCUACAGCCUUUUUAGUGGAAAUAAAAUGCAGUCUUUUGGGAUAAACCCCAUUACUGGUGAAAUAUGGGUGCAGAAAUCCGAAGGACUAGACUUUGAAGAGACUCCAAAACUCCGCCUGGUGGUGAAAGCAGAGACAGCAUCUUCCAGCACUUACAUGGCUGUCAACUUAAUUCUGCAGGACGUGAAUGACAACUUGCCCCGCUUCCAGCUCCAGAACUACGUGGCUUACAUCAGGGAGGCACAAGGGCACAAUUCUCCCAUCAUCCAGGUUGCUGCAGAUGAUCCAGACCAGGGUCAAAAUGGUCAGGUGACAUACUCCAUCGGGUCAUCAUCCAUGAGUGGUUUGUUCAAAAUUGACCCCCUGACUGGCAGCAUCACCACUGGCGCCAUCAUGGACCGAGAGAUCUGGACACAAACAAAGCUCGUUGUUGUGGCAACAGACCGGGGAACCCCACGGCUGGCUGGCUCUGCCACCCUCACUGUGAUCGUCGUCGACCUCAACGACAACAGCCCCAUGAUUCCCCUGCCUCGAGAGAUCCGGGUGCCUGAGGAUACUCUUAUUGGGACCGUUAUCACCCAGGUCACAGGAAAUGAUGUGGACUCGGGACCGCCGCUCUCCUAUACGCUGCACCUGGAUGCUAACAGCCGAGGCAUGUUUGGGGUCCAUCACUACGGGGGAGGAGUGUCUUUGACAGGGUCUCUCGACUACGAAGAGAGGACAUGGUACACCCUGACAGUCCGCUCGUCUGACUCUAAACAUCAAAGCGAAGCCAAUCUCACCGUGCUGGUGGACGAUGUGAAUGACAACGCCCCAGCGUUUGCUCAAGAUUUUUACCAGGUGACUGUGUCAGAGCACCUAGGAGCAGGCAGCGCGUUGAUCACCUUGACAGCCACUGACCGUGACUCUGGCGAGAACGGAAAAAUCACCUACAGAGUAAUGUCGUCCACCAAGGGGGCUUUCUUCAUUGAUCCGAGCAAUGGAACUCUUUUUGUCAGCCAGAAGACAGAACUGGAUUUUGAACAUCCCUCCAUCCUUGUUGCGAUCGAGGCCCGGGACAACGGCACUCCGUCUCUAUCGUCCAUCGCCACUGUCCAGGUCCAAGUGUCCGACGUCAACGACAACGCUCCCGUUUUUCACCAGUCAGAGUACAGAGCCACCGUCUCUGAAGAUGGCCUCCCUGGAUCAACUGUUCUCACAUUAGAAGCCGUGGACGGAGACCUUUUCCGGGAAAACUGUGGUUUUGAUUUUGCCAUCGCCAGUGGCAACUCUGGUAACGCCUUCCAGAUUGAGAGCAGCGUGCACUUCUUGGAGGGCCGGGGAUUCCAGACAGUUGGCAGCCUGAUUCUGGCGGAAAAGCUUGACUUUGAAGCCGUCCCAGCCUAUAACCUGACCGUCGUGGUAUCAGAUCGGGGGAUCCCCCAGCGCAGCUCCAGCGUGCCGGUCCUAAUCAGCGUCACAGACGCCAAUGACAACCCGCCAACGUUCAGCCGUACCGAAUACAGUGUCGCACUGAGUGAGGGUUCGGCAGCGGGGACGGAGAUCUUGCAUUUGUCAGCCACAGACCCAGACUCCGCCCCCAACGGAGAGGUGCAGUACUCUAUAAGCUCAGGGGACGAGACACAUCUGUUCGAGGUGGAUCGUUGGACUGGAGUACUGAGGCUGCAGAGACCUCUUGACAGCAGAACACAGCUAUCCCAUUUGAUUGUUGUCCAGGCUACUGACGGUCAAGGCCAUUAUGCUUUAGCCGCAGUAAACAUUGAGGUCAAAGACAUAAACGACAACAAGCCUUUCUUCCCUCUUAAAUCAGUAACCGCAAGUGUCAGGGAGAACCAGCCCCCCAAUGCCUUAGUUACAAUGCUGCAUGCAGUUGACCAUGACAAGGGAGUCUUUGGACAGCUGAAGUAUUACCUGUUAGACACCCCUAAAGAUAGACAAGAGGACUUCUUCAUAAAUCAAACAUCAGGCGAAGUGCGAACGCGCGCAACGUUUGACUUUGAGAAGGUCAACUCCUUCCAUUUUGUGGCUGUUGCCAUGGAUGCCGGCAAUUAUUCUUCCACCGUAACAGUGCAGGUGUAUGUCACCGGGGAGGACGAGUACGAUCCCGUUUUCAUCUCAUCAGACUUCUCUUUUGAAGUGCCUGAAGGAGCAAAGAAAGGUCAGAUCAUCGGCAAAGUGCAAGCCAGGGAUGAGGACGGAGGUGUGGACGGCGUUGUCCUUUACUCGCUGUCCGAACAGUCGCCUUACUUUGAAGUUAACCAAUCAACUGGAGAAAUUUCUAUCAAGAUGGACAGCAGCGCCAGACACCUGAGCCGCUCUAAAAGAGAGAUACGUCUGGUCGCUCUGGAUGUGACCGCUCACAGCCCUCUGGAGACGUCUCGCACGGCGGUGGCAAAAGUUACCGUUGACGUGAGCCACACCUCCUUCGGCCUCACGGCAGACAUGAAUAUGCUGCUUGUCAGCGUCAUCGCUGUUUCGCUUGGGACCAUAAUGAUUCUGAUAGUGAUUGCUGUGGCGCUGUUUUUUGUCAGAUUGCGACGCCACAAACGGGAGCAAAGAACCCAUAAGAGAAACCCAAUUGCGGGCACCCUGCUGCACAAUUUUGAGGAAACAAAACUAUCAGCAAACGAAAUCAUAUACCAUCAGGCUCUGCCUGGGUACGCAUCUGAUCAGAGCGGGAAUGUCGGGGGUCCAUACACUCGCGGGGGAUCCCUGGACCCGUCCCACUCCAGCGGCCGCGGCUCCGCAGAAGCGGCAGAGGACGACGAGAUCCGGAUGAUCAAUGAAUAUCCCAGAGUGUCGAGCAUCUCUUCCUCCAUGCAGGAGCGUAUAUCUGCCCGGGGUCCGGACUCAGGGAUUCAGCAGGAUGCUGAUCAGCUGUCAGAUGUUUCCUGUGAGCCGCCUUUAGACUGGUUUAAAGGAAAGAAACUGAGCAGCACAAGUAGUACUUUAAUAGCUGGCCAGGUGCCAGUCUACAGGGACGAGCGGGGAGGCUAUGUGGGCGUCGGGCGAGGACUCAGCAUCUCCCAGCCUAAAGACUAUUCCUUCCCAGAGGAUGGGAAGCCCCCUGUGGAUGGUUCCCUUACAGCUAUUGUGGCCAGUGAUGAGGAGCUGAGGGGCAGCUACAACUGGGACUACCUUCUGAACUGGUGCCCCCAGUUUCAACCCUUAGCUAACGUCUUUACCGAAAUAGCACGCUUAAAAGAUGAAACCGCUCCUCCUCAUCCCCGCAGGUCAUUUCAUCAUAAAGCAAAAGCAGAGUCAAGGAUUGACCCUCCGCCUCUCAUAACCUCUGUGGCCCACCCUGGGGCCAAGACUGUACCCCCAAAGCCUGCCAUAUCCAGGACUUUCUCUCACCUGGCCUCGUUACGAAGAUCUCCCAUCAGCGCUCAGGGGUCCAUCUCCUCGGUUGCGAUGUCUCCAAGUUUUUCUCCGUCUCUCUCGCCGCUGGCAGCACGGUCUCCUGCAGUUACACCCUUCAGUGUCUCACAGGGACCCUCUGCCUCCUUGAUCAGCACAACUGAGCACAGUUUCGAACACAGCGAGGAGGCAGAUCUGCAGAUUUAAAUUCCGAACGGCCGGAUUCGAAACCCAGCCACUGCUGUUCAGAAACCUGUGCUACUGUGGGACCAGCGGCUGCAACUUGAAAGCUUGAAAUGCUAAACUCUCUUUUGUUCUGUUUCUCAAGAAAACAAGUACACAGUGUGACACUCUGACCAAAAAAAAAAAAAAAAAAAAACUCAAGCUGGGGUGUUUUCCAAGAAGAAACAUCAGUUACAGGCCAAAAAAAAAACAAUUAUGCCUUUCUCUGUCUGUGUGUGUGUGUGUGUGUAUUUUUAUUUUCUUGAUCAGUGUUAAUUUGCACAUUCGAAUGGAGAUUUAUACAUGAUGUCAAUAUUUUGUACAAAGUGAGUGUUUAUAUUUUUCUACUUACAUGUGGGUUUCUGUCAGAAAAAAAACAUUGCAUUAAAGUGUCAAAGGGUAGAACACUUCAGAAUAUAUCUGUACAUUUUGUAGCUUGUACUGUAUACUUGCUCGUACUGUAUGUUUGUGACAUUUUGUGUAUUCUCAACCUCGUGGUUCAAAUGAAGCUCCUCGUCGCGGUUUUAAUGAGUUUAGAAUGUUGUGUAGGAUAACUGUAAAUAUUUGUAGUACAAGAAACAGUCGGCAAAAGUGCUCUGUGGUCACAUGUUCAACUGGUAACAAUGAAUGUGAAAAGUCUUCAACACACGCCCCCUCCGAACUGCGCGAAGGAAAGGGGCGAACGUGAGGCCCGUUCUUCCUGUACAUCAAGAGCAGUCGCUUUCAUUUCUCACUGUAAGCCUUACUGUCUGUCGUGUUUUAUUGUGAAGAUCGUUAAGCAGGUUUGCGGAAAAUGGAAAAUCACUUUCUCGGUCAACAGCUGAACCAUUCCAGAAAAUGGAAGCGGUUCUCGAUCUACCAAUUUUCCCUGUAAAGACAACACUAUAAAAGGGCAAUUGUUUUACUCUAAUUUGAGAUAGAUUUGUUUUGUAUACAAUAUUUCAACCUUUUUAUUUUUUUAGUCUGUGUCCACUUUUUCUCCCCCACUCCUGAGUUUUAUAUAUUUUAGAUCUUCAAGCAGUGCCUACGGAUGUUUGAUGCCUACAUCUGAUCACCUUCACUAAUGUGUUUUUGGCAACCUUUUACUGAACAAAAUAAGGAGUCUACUUCUUUAACUUCUUAGUGCCCCUGCUUAGUAGCCAGUUUUAUACUUAUUUUAUCAUCUAGCAUUUUCCAGUAAUCAAGGCGGGCUCAGAAAAAGAGGGGCUCGCUAAAUUCUUCACAGGAAUGUUAGAAUAACCUGACCUUGACAAAAUACACACAAGCACUACAUAUUUAGCCUAAUGAAGGUACCUUUCUUCCUGUAAUAUUUUUAUUUAACAUGUUGAAAAUAAACCCAUCAUCCUUAAAGGAGAUAUCAUAACAGAAGUGACUGCAAAUAGUUUCACACGUAUCAAUCUAGACUUGUUCUGACUGAGUGAUGUUUCAAAGGGAAAAGUGCCUGAUUAAAGUGCUUAAGAUCACA